Molecule: messenger RNA, 3302 nt
Organism: Trichechus manatus latirostris (Florida manatee)
Lineage: Eukaryota; Metazoa; Chordata; Mammalia; Sirenia; Trichechidae
Gene: CCDC91
Product: coiled-coil domain containing 91
Exons: 12
Coding region: 954-2282 (442 amino acids)
Biological process (GO): Golgi to lysosome transport
Cellular component (GO): trans-Golgi network
Source: RefSeq, a predicted model, not a curated record
GGUACUAAUGGUUUUCUCCUUGCUUAUUUAUGACAUACAUUUAGGACAAAUUAAAGCAUAUACUAUCUUAUACUAUCCUACUACUCUUCUUUCUAAUAUUUUAAGGGUAAGGAAGAGAGGAAUUCUGGGUAUUCAUUUGUGUUUUUCUCUUCCUUAGUCUCCCAUGGAGGGAGAAAGAUGUGGCAGUCUGCUUCCGUAAAGAUUACAGCCUUGAAAACCCUAUGGGGAAGUUCUGCUCUGUCCCAUAGGGUUAUUAUGAGUUGGAAUCAACUCGAUGGCAAUGGAUUUGGUUUUGAUUUUAGUCUCACAUGAAUACAUGACUUGAUUUAUCUUGAUCAGCCUAGUAACUUGCUCCACAUUUUUCUGAAAGUGCAAAGCAGUUUCAGCUAAAAAUACACAUAUCAAAAUGCUCCAAAAGUUGUGGCCACAGCUCAGAAAUGCUGAUCAAUUUUGAAAAUCUAAAUAAGCCUCUGCCAUGAAACCCAGGGAAGAACCUUUGUGGUGGGGGACAGAUUUCCAAAAAUUCACCACAGUCCUGUUCUUAGCUAGAGUUUAUGCUGAUGUUGCCAGACAACUGAGGAAUAGAUGCAAAAAGCAGGGAGCAUUAUUGAAUUGAGCCCCAGAGCCAAUUUGGGAAAAGCAAAUUAAAAUGUAAAAGAAUAUUUUUCCACCCCUGGCUUCUCAACAUAAAAUGGCAAAAUACAUGGUUGCUGAAAAAGUUACAGAAAGUGCUAAUUUUGCCGGAAAGUAAAAAUCAGUUACUCAUUCUUUUUACAUUAAUAAUGCAUACACAGAUAGCAGUUACAAAAGGAAAAAAAGUAUUUUUAAUUCAAAAGAAAUAUUUUAAUUUACAAAUUAAAGUGCACAUAUAUUUAAGUACAAGAUUUUGACAUAAAUAUGUGUGCGGUGUUGUUUCAAUGUCUUUGAUUUUGUUUUUAGGCUCCACUUGAAGAAUGGAUGAUGAUGAUUUUGGUGGUUUUGAGGCUGCAGAGACUUUUGAUAGUGGAAAUGGUGAAACCCAAACUAUAUCUCCUGCUAUUCCUUGGGCUGCCUUUCCUACAGUGUCUGGAGUCCACCUUUCCCCAGCUUCUCCUGAGAUUGUGCUGGACAACGACCACUCUUUGCCGUCUGUUGGCUGCCUCUCUUCUGAUCCCAUAGUUUCAUCACCCGAGAAUACACAUGCAGACAACAGCAUUGUCGGUCAGACUGUUCCAAAAGCACAGAUUCAACAAUCAACACACACUCAUUUGGAUAUCUCACUUUUUCCACUGGGUUUAACUGAUGAGAAAAGUAAUGGAACAAUUGCGCUUGUGGAUGAUUCUGAGAAUCCUGGAGCCAAUGUAUCAAACAUACAGCUUCAGCAAAAAAUUUCAAGUCUGGAGAUUAAACUCAAAGUUUCUGAAGAAGAAAAACAGAGAAUUAAAAAGGAUGUAGAAGCAUUAAUGGACAAGCAUAGUAUCUUAGAAAAAGGCUUCCUAAAAGAAAAAGAGCAAGAAGCCAUUUCUUUUCAAGAUAGAUACAAAGAACUUCAGGAAAAACAUAAACAAGAAUUGGAAGAUAUGAGGAAAGCUGGUCAUGAAGCCCUCAGCAUUAUUGUGGAUGAAUAUAAGGCACUGCUGCAGUCUUCAGUGAAACAACAAGUAGAAGCUAUUGAAAAACAGUACAUUUCUGCAAUUGAGAAACAAGCACACAAGUGUGAGGAGCUGCUAAAUGCUCAGCAUCAGAGACUCCUUGAAAUACUAGAUACAGAGAAAGAACUGUUAAAAGAAAAAAUAAAGGAAGCAUUGAUUGAACAAUCUCAAGAACAGAAGGAAAUAUUAGAAAAAUGUUUGGAGGAAGAAAGGCAGCGGAAUAAAGAGGCAUUAGUAUCUGCUGCAAAGCUUGAGAAAGAAGCAAUGCAGGAUGCAGUUUUAAAAGCCAUAGAAGAAGAAAGAAAAAAUUUGGAAAAAGCCCAUGCUGAAGAAAGGGAAUUAUGGAAGACUGAACAUGCAAAAGAUCAAGAAAAAGUAUCUCAGGAAAUUCAAAAAGCUAUACAAGAACAAAGAAAAGUAAGUCAGGAAACUGUUAAGGCAGCAAUAAUAGAAGAGCAGAAGCGAAGUGAAAAGGCUGUGGAAGAGGCAGUGAAAAGAACAAGAGAUGAAUUGAUAGAGUAUGUAAAAGAACAGAAAAGGCUUGAUCAAGUUAUCCGCCAAAGAAGCCUGUCCAGUUUGGAACUGUUCCUCUCCUGUGCCCAGAAACAGUUAAGUGCUUUAAUAGCUACAGAACCGGUUGAUAUUGAGUAAAGAGAAUCUGACAAGGUAGCCCACACUGGCAAUGGAUAAAUCAUUGGACCUCUAAUAUACAUGCUGUGAACUAUAAAGAUGCUUUUGUUUUCUUUCCAAAUCUUGGAGAAGUGAUUCUAAUUCAAGGAUGAACCAAAACAAUAUUUGGAAGAACUAUCAAGUGCUCUAAUUUAUUUUCUUUUGUUUUCUCGUUUACUUUUUCUGUUAUUUUAGUGGUAGUGGUGGUAGUGGUAGUGGUAGUAGUAGUAGCAGAAAGUAUGAUAAGACCCAAAGCCAUUGAAAAGUGCCACAUUAUUAAAAGUUAAGUGAACUUUAUAGCCUCUGGUGACCCAUUAUAUUGAAUUUGGCAAAAGUAGCAAAUAUCUUGUUUCCUGAUGACUCUUAAUAAGAUGCUAGAAUGUAACCAUACAUUUAUUUGAUUUUUAGGAUAGAAAUAGCAUGGAUUUCAACGUUACCUAUUUAUCUAUAUAACUUGGAUAUAAAACACAGAUAUGAUAGAGAAUCAUUCUGAUAUUAUCAAACCUCUUCUCUGCAUCUGAAUCAAUGUAUUUUUAUUGGUCUCCUGUAAACAGAUAAUACGUUUAAAAAAAAAAACACUAAAGAUUAUUAUAUUAAUUCAGCCUUGAUCUGAUCUACCACUUAAACUAAAGGGGGGGGACAUAUAUGUGAUAUGUGCUUAUUUCAUAUUUCUGCUCUUCAAAGGCAUUAUGAAUCAAUCAAUAAAGUAAUUUUUCUUAUGAGUAGAACCUUGAACUUGAUCUCUAGAAAAAAGAAUAUAACUCAGCCAUUUUUAGGAAUUUGGGUUCAAAUAUAAGAAAUAUGCGAUAGUUUCCCAAUACUUCACAACAUACAAUUUAUGAGCAGUGUGAGUAAAUGUGAAAUCAUGAGUAUUUCUAACAUCAAAACUAAAAUAUUAUUAAAUUGUAUGCAAAUGUUUUAUCUUAUUUUUUGAAAUGCUUCAACUUCAUGUCUUUAUACUUUUCUGGGAUUUUGCAAUGUAAUAAAAACAGCUUCAAAACA